UGCACUCAUUUUUCUAUAAAUAGACUGGUUAAUUUGAUCCCCUUCUGGUAUCUCAUAUCUCAUCACAAACAUUGUUGUUGUGUUUGCAAAUAACUCGAACAAUGAAGUAUCAUCAGAAGAGUUUGCCGAAGAAGAAGAUGAUAAUCAUGGUUCCAUACCCGGCGCAGGGGCACGUGACCCCCAUGUGCCAGCUAGCCACCGCGUUAGUCCACCGCGGAUUCCACCCUGUUGUUGUCACCCCGGAAUUCAUUCACCGAAAAAUCAAUCCCCGAGACGAAAAUAGUACCGAUGUUUCUUUCUUGUCCAUUCCCGAUGGGUUGGAUGAGGAUGGGCCACGCGAUUUUUUCGCGAUUGAGAAGGCUAUGGAGAACGAUAUGGCGACUCAUUUAGAGGGCCUCGUUCGCAAACUUCACGAGGACGAGGACAAGAAAGAAGGUGGUGGGAAUGUUGUGUGUGUGGUGGUUGACUUGUUAUGUUCUUAUGCUAUUGAAGUAGCCGAGAGGUGCGGUGUUCCCGUGGCCGGGUUUUGGGCAGUUAUGUUGGCUGCUUAUCGCUUGAUCGCUGCUAUUCCUUAUAUGUUACACACCGGUCUCGUUUCUGAAACAGGUACUCCACAAUUCAAAGGUCAGAUUUGCAUCGUACCAGGUCAACCAAAACUAGGCCCCGACGAUCUUCCAUGGUUGAUUGGAACUUCUGCUGCCAAAAUUUCAAGGUUCAAAUUUUGGAUCAGGACCUUAGAUAGGUCAAGUAGGCUUCGAUGGCUCCUCGUAAAUUCCUCCCCAAAAGAAGAAGAAGAAGAAGAAUGCCAUGAUCACGAGCAGAAAAUACGAUUAAUCAAUGCCUAUGAUCAACAACAUUACCCUUUCAUUUUUCCGGUUGGACCUCUAAGCAAGCACGCUUUAACGUGCAAGAACGCAACGUUUUGGGAAGAGGACAUGACCUGUUUGGAUUGGCUAGAGAAACAAAGGUCUAGCUCGGUCGUGUACGUCUCGUUCGGGAGUUGGGUUAGUCCCAUUGGGGAAGGAAAGAUCAAGAGUUUAGCAUUGGCACUCGAGGCAUCUAAACGCCCGUUUAUUUGGGUCCUGGGCAUUUCGUGGCGCGAAGGUCUACCGCAAGGGUAUUUAGAGAGAGUCUCGAAACAAGGGAAAGUGGUUUCAUGGGCACCACAGAUGGAGGUGCUAAGACAUCAGGCUGUGGGGUGUUAUCUCACACAUUGCGGGUGGAACUCGACCAACGAGGCUAUACAAUGCAUGAAACCCCUGGUGUGUUAUCCGGUCGCCGGGGACCAGUUUGUGAAUUGCGCAUAUAUCGCGGACGUGUGGAGAAUUGGGGUGAAGAUUGGAGGGCUUGGACAGAAAGAUGUGGAAGAGGGUUUUAGGGAGGUUUUGGAGGAUGGAAAGAUGAGAGAGAGUUUGUUGAGAUUGAAUGGGAGGAUUAUGGGGAAGGAAGGUAGCUUAAGUGCCACUAAUUAUCUCACAACCUUUAUUGAUGACCUAGAGAAGUCAUGAA
This is a messenger RNA of Rhododendron vialii, 1509 nucleotides long. Its product is annotated as UDP-glycosyltransferase 82A1. The record is from RefSeq and is a predicted model, not a curated record. Lineage: Eukaryota; Viridiplantae; Streptophyta; Magnoliopsida; Ericales; Ericaceae. Bases 102 to 1508 code for a protein of 468 amino acids. The transcript has 2 exons. Gene Ontology annotation, molecular function: UDP-glycosyltransferase activity.